This is a messenger RNA of Racocetra fulgida, 245 nucleotides long. The record is from the annotation of a GenBank genome assembly. Lineage: Eukaryota; Fungi; Glomeromycota; Glomeromycetes; Diversisporales; Gigasporaceae.
UCAUUAUGAACUAAUAGCUAAAGGUGGCACGUAUUAUAAUCUUUUUAAUGCUCAACAACUUCAACAAAAUAAUGAAGUCGGUGAAAUUAUUGUUCAAAGUGAAGGUGAAAUUAUUGAAGAACAUAAAUAUGAAUCUACGUCAUCAAUUUUAACUAAUAUAAAAAAUGAUUAUGAAUAUACAACAUGGGAACUAAUCAAAAAGAUUUUAAGAAUUAGUCAGCCAGAAAUUUUAGUUAUUCUUAUAG